AUGAAUCGUCAUCCACCAUCUAACCCAUUCGGGGACGAACCCCCGUCGUAUGACCAAGAGACGGCCUCAUUCUUAUCAGAAGUCGAGUCUCCAACACGGCAAAAUGGACCAACAAUGCGCCUGCUUCCUACCAGUGGGGAGGAGUAUGGUGACUUGAGCGAAAGUCCAAGAGCUGCAUCACCGUUCCAUUACCAACAAGCCUAUGACCAAGUGUAUGAUCAAGAUUAUGACACAACCCCAAACGGACAAACAAACGACUAUGAGAACCGAUUUUACCAGGUCCCGAGCGCAAGCUCACCUUCGCGUCCGGCAUCAAGCAUGGCCAGCGCCCCCAGUUUGCCAGCACCCACCGCCAGUCUAGCCGACCCUUCCGUCUACCCAUCGAUUCCCCCGCGCACAGGAUCCCCCAUCCGACCUUGGAGCCCUGGGCAUGUGCGACCUCCCUCCGUAUCAAGUGUUGGAUAUGAGCGGUCCGAUAUUAAUGGUAGUCCUCGACCGGGUACUCCGAGCUCACGUUAUGGAGGCAGCCCUCGGCGGCCCUUGCCCCCGGCUCCAUUAUUCUCUGGCCCUGCUCACUCCGCAGCGGCAGACACAAGCAUCGACAUUGGUGAUGGAAUGGGCGAGGAUCCCUUCGGUGAUCCGUUCGGAGGUGCAGGUCAGACCAUUGGCCACAAUUCGCGUGGCAGUGUACGAUCUUUCCUGAGUGAAUCUACUUUUAUGGGUGAUGAGAAGGAUCAUAUGUCCAAGGUCAACCUGGACGAUGAGUACGGCGAAGGCGACAUCGAUCCCAACAUGCACUAUGGCCCUGCGCCUGAGAAACAGGCCCGCCGAGGUGUCCGUGACGCACAGAUGGCCAAGAAGGAGGUCCAGCUGAUCAACGGUGAACUUAUCCUGGAGUGCAAGAUUCCGACUAUUCUGCACAGUUUCUUGCCUCGUCGUGACGAGCGCGAGUUCACCCAUAUGCGAUACACGGCUGUCACUUCCGACCCCGAUGACUUUACAAGUCGCGGUUACAAGCUUCGGCAGCAAAUUGGCACCACUGCCCGUGAGACCGAGCUCUUCAUUUGUAUUACCAUGUACAACGAAGAUGAGAUUGGCUUCACCCGCACCAUGCAUGGUGUCAUGCGCAAUAUCAGCCAUCUUUGCUCACGUACCAAGUCUCGUACCUGGGGCAAGGACGGGUGGAAGAAGAUUGUGGUGUGCAUUAUUUCCGAUGGACGUAAGAAGGUUCAUCCUCGCACUCUGAACGCCCUGGCUGCUCUUGGUGUCUAUCAAGAGGGCAUUGCCAAGAACGUCGUCAACCAGAAAGAGGUCCAGGCUCACGUCUACGAGUACACUACUCAAGUAUCUCUUGAUUCUGAUUUGAAGUUCAAGGGAGCUGAGAAGGGUAUUGUUCCCUGCCAAGUCAUUUUCUGUUUGAAGGAGCACAACCAGAAGAAGUUGAACUCCCACCGUUGGUUCUUCAACGCCUUUGGCCGAGCUCUGCAGCCUAACAUCUGUGUUCUUCUUGACGUUGGUACCAAACCCGACCCUACCGCCUGUUAUCACUUGUGGAAGGCCUUCGACCAGGACUCCAACGUCGCCGGUGCCGCCGGAGAGAUUAAGGCCGGUAAAGGCAAAGGCAUGCGCGGUCUUCUCAACCCCCUUAUUGCCAGUCAAAACUUUGAAUACAAGAUGUCCAACAUUUUGGAUAAGCCUCUGGAGUCUGUCUUUGGUUACAUUACCGUGUUGCCUGGUGCGCUCAGUGCCUACCGCUUCUUCGCUUUGCAAAACGAUGCAGAUGGCAAUGGUCCCCUGAACCAAUACUUCAAGGGUGAAACCCUCCACGGUCAAGAUGCUGAUGUUUUCACCGCCAACAUGUACCUUGCCGAGGAUCGUAUUCUUUGCUGGGAGUUGGUCGCCAAACGAGAAGAAAAGUGGAUUUUGAAGUUCGUCAAGAGUGCCGUCGGUGAGACUGAUGUGCCGGAUUCGAUUCCUGAGUUCAUCUCGCAACGUCGCCGUUGGCUGAACGGUGCUUUCUUCGCGGCUGUGUACUCGAACUUCAAUGCCAAGCAGAUUUGGUAUACUGAUCACAGCCUCGGUCGGAAGAUCCUCCUUCACAUUGAGUUUGUGUACCAGUUCUUCAACCUCCUGUUCACCUAUUUCGGUUUGGCAAAUUUCUACUUGGCUUUUUACUUCAUCGCUGGUUCUUUGACCGACAGCACAAUCGAUCCGUUUGGCCACAACAUGGGCAAGUACAUUUUCUAUGUACUGCGUUAUGCUUGUACGCUUGUCAUGGCUCUGCAGUUUAUCAUUUCUCUGGGUAAUCGACCGCAAGGUGCAAAAAAUCUGUAUAUGGCUGGUAUCAUUGUCUACGCUAUCAUCAUGGCCUACACCAUCUUCUGUACCCUCUAUCUCUUGGUCUUGGAGUUGGAAGCGCGUGCAAGUGGUGGUACUUCUGAUCUCACGGUCAGCAGUACAUUGCUCAUGGAAAUUGUCAUCUCCAUGUUGUCAACUGUCGGCUUGUACUUCUACAUCUCCAUCCUCUACCUCGACCCGUGGCACAUGAUCACCUCCUCGCUCCAAUACUUCUUGCUGAUGCCAAGUUACAUCUGUACCUUGCAGGUGUACGCCUUCUGCAACACUCACGAUGUAACAUGGGGUACAAAGGGAGACAACGUCAUCAACACCGAUCUCGGUACUGCGAAGACCAUCGACGGCAAAACCGUCUUACUGGACAUGCCAUCCGAACAGCUCGACAUUGACAGUGGAUAUGAUGCCGCGCUGCGCAAUCUCCGUGAUCGCCUUGAGGUUCCCGAGCCACCCCUCAGUGAGGCCCAGAUGCAAGAGGAUUACUACCGUGCCGUGCGUACUUACAUGGUCUCCGUCUGGAUGGUAGCCAAUCUUAUUCUCGCGAUGGUCGUCACAGAAGUCUACGGCGUCGACGCUAGCGGCACGAACUACUACCUCUCGAUCAUUUUGUGGUCCGUGGCUGGUCUUGCUCUUAUCCGUGUUGUUGGUUCAACUACUUACGCCCUCCUGCAUCUUGUUCACAAGAUCGUCGAAACAAAGACCAAAUUCGACGCUGGAAAUCUUACAAACUUUGCUCCGAGCGUAUUUGGUGGAAGCAGUACCGGUACUAGCUCUGAGCGCUCCAAGCCUGUUCGGUACAGCGGUAAACCGAGUUUCAAGGAUCGUAUGAAUGAGGCUAGAUGGGCCGCUGGUCGGACAGCUGGCAAGGCCAUGUUCUGGCGCAAGUAG
This is a messenger RNA of Penicillium verhagenii, 3240 nucleotides long. RefSeq names its product chitin synthase class II (gene chsB). Gene Ontology annotation, cellular component: cell septum; cell periphery. Lineage: Eukaryota; Fungi; Ascomycota; Eurotiomycetes; Eurotiales; Aspergillaceae. Bases 1 to 3240 code for a protein of 1079 amino acids. Gene Ontology annotation, molecular function: chitin synthase activity. The record is from RefSeq and is a predicted model, not a curated record. The transcript is spliced from 3 exons.